This is a messenger RNA of Hirsutella rhossiliensis, 1575 nucleotides long. RefSeq names its product fungal zn(2)-Cys(6) binuclear cluster domain-containing protein. The coding region runs from base 1 to 1575 and encodes 524 amino acids. The transcript has 5 exons. The record is from RefSeq and is a predicted model, not a curated record. Gene Ontology annotation, molecular function: DNA binding; DNA-binding transcription factor activity, RNA polymerase II-specific; zinc ion binding. NCBI's taxonomy places the organism in Eukaryota, Fungi, Ascomycota, Sordariomycetes, Hypocreales, Ophiocordycipitaceae. Gene Ontology annotation, biological process: regulation of DNA-templated transcription; DNA-templated transcription.
AUGACGUCUCGGUUCCGCCCCUUGUUGCCAGCGCCAUCCUAUCGGGAACCUAGAAAUCCUGCGGUUUCUACAGAGCCGCCGAAACGCCGCUCCGCGGUUCCGGUCGCAUGCUCGGCGUGCCAGAAAGCCAAGUCAAAGUGCAACGGUGAUCGACCCGUCUGCUCCCGGUGCGACAGCAAAGGUCUAGUUUGCGAGUACGAUAUCGAGCCCAACCAAACCCGUGCGGCGUCCAGGAGAGAGGGCGAGGAGCAGAUCCGCGAGCUCUAUGGCCAUCUGCAGUCGAGGCCGUGGGAGGAGGCGAUCGAGAUACUAAGGCGCAUAAGAGAAACAUCUGAUCCGCUGGAAGUUGCCCGCUUGGUCCGGGCCGGCGAUUUACUCCUCAGCAGGCCCGUGCGUGGGGACGGUAGUGCUGCCGUCGCUGGGCCACACGAAGUCACUGCUCCGUAUCCCGGGAGUGCAGUGCCUUGCGUAGCCAGCUCCUGGACGGCUAUUGCCGACAGAGACACCGUACGGAGUCUCGUUGAUAUCUUCUUUGAGAGGGACCAGUGGUUCCUCAUGCCCUUUAUCGAUCGGGAUGUUUUUCUGAGGGACAUGCAGGAACCGCCUGAGCGACCACAACACAGACCCUUCUGCUCUGCGCUACUCGUCAACGCCAUAUGUGCCCUUGCUGCGGGCCAUGGCGCAAUGUCCACGGAAAGAGACCGUUCUUCUGGGAGUGGCCUUGGCGACUCGUUCUUCACCGAGGCAAAACGACUUGUCAACUUUGAGAACGGGCGGCCUUCGAUCCCUGCGGUGCAAGCCCUCCUCAUCAUGUUUUCGUACUCGUGUCGCAUGGGACGAGAUCGCGUCGGUAACAUAUUUCGCGCCUCAGGUCAAGCGAGGCUACUUAGCGGUAACGAGAAAGUCGACACCUCAAUCUCGCGACUUGCUCAACUCUACCAAGGCCUGCAGGAGCUAACAUCCAGCUACCCUGAGGAGGACGGAUACGAGGGAAUGCAUGAGCGCGAGCACUGCCACCUAUGGGCCUAUCACCAUUUAGUCGCGGCUCACAUAACCCGACUGAUUCGACGCGUGAAGGCGCAUCCGCUUCCGUGGGAAAGCCCUACAGACAUUUGCAUACGCCACUGUCAGGGCAUCAUCAAGCAUGUUCAACGACAUUUUGCGCGGUACCCUUCCGAUCGUCAAGGCUCCCUGGCCGCUCUUUACUUCGCUUACACGUGUACCAUCAUGCUGAUCGACCUCCUGGAUGGCAACUCCCCUGCAGUGGUAGAGACAUUUUCUCGUAGCUGCCAAAUAAUACACGAGGCGACGGACUUUCCGCUCUCGGGCCUCCUGCUCGAGGGACUCGCUGCCGUGGCAAACCACAUGGGCGUGCAGCUACCCCCUGAUGUUGCGCCGUUCUUGGACGACAUCGAGGUCGUACGACCGAAGCUGGAAGGCGCGCCACUCGGAUUUGUCGUGCCCUUCCGUGGACGGACACUGGUGGACGACGAGAUGUGGUUUUGGGAUACUGAAACGGCAGGAAUUGAGCUGGGCGACUUGCUGGGACUCCAUAGAAGAAGCGGCACUGCGUGA